GGCGCAAUCUCUCGGGAAGCUUGGCUCCUGGUGCUCGCCGUAGAACCCGUGAUAGAAAGGGACGGUUGCCUUGGAGCCGGAGGGAAGCGGCCCGGGAAUCCCUCGCGAGGCCCAGGCUACCAUGUCGGUGUUAGACGCGCUUUGGGAGGACCGAGAUGUCCGGUUCGACGUGUCGUCUCAACAAAUGAAAACAAGACCUGGAGAGGUCCUUAUUGAUUGUUUAGAUUCAAUAGAAGACACCAAAGGAAACAAUGGGGAUAGAGGUAGAUUGUUAGUGACAAAUUUGAGAAUUAUAUGGCAUUCUUUGGCAUUACCCAGAGUCAAUCUUUCUGUUGGCUACAACUGCAUAAUCAGUAUUACAACAAGAACUGCUAAUUCUAAGUUACGGGGCCAGACUGAAGCUCUUUACAUACUAACAAAAUGUAACAAUACUCGUUUUGAGUUUAUAUUUACAAAUGUGGUUCCUGGGAAUCCUAGACUUUUUACCUCUGUCAUUGCAGUACACAGAGCUUAUGAAACUUCUAAAAUGUACCGUGAUUUUAAACUGAGGAGUGCAUUAAUUCAAAACAAACAGCUAAGAUUAUUACCACAGGAACAAGUAUAUGAUAAAAUCAAUGGCGUUUGGAAUUUAUCCAGUGACCAGGGAAAUUUGGGAACCUUUUUUAUUACUAAUGUGAGAAUUGUUUGGCAUGCAAAUAUGAAUGACAGUUUCAACGUCAGUAUACCAUAUCUGCAAAUUCGUUCUAUAAAGGUCAGAGAUUCAAAGUUUGGUUUAGCACUUGUUAUAGAGAGCUCUCAACAGAGUGGAGGAUAUGUUCUUGGUUUCAAAAUAGAUCCUGUGGAAAAACUACAGGAGUCAGUAAAGGAAAUAAAUUCACUCCACAGAGUCUAUUCUGCCAGUCCUAUAUUUGGGGUGGAUUAUGAGAUGGAAGAAAAGCCUCAACCUCUUGAAGAUCUGACAGUUGAACAAAUUCAAGAUGAUGUGGAAAUAGAGUCUGAUGAACACACUGAUGCUUUUGUGGCUUAUUUUGCUGAUGGCAAUAAGCAACAAGAUCGUGACCCUGUAUUUUCAGAAGAACUGGGGCUUGCAAUAGAAAAAUUGAAGGAUGGAUUCACCCUGCAGGGACUUUGGGAAGUAAUGAGUUGACCUUGAUUUGAGCUGGAUUUCUGUUUAAAGAUACUUUAAGAUUGAAGAUACUAGUGGUCUGGUAUAACACAUUGAAUAGUCAUAUAUGAAGUAAUAACCUUAAAGAAUUUAAGAAAAAAUGCAUUUAUCUAAAAUGUUAUUGCCAGUUGCCUUAUCUAUCCUAAAAUUGUAACAGAACUGGAUUUAGUCUGUUGAAUUUAUUUGCUAUACAUAUCAUUUUAAUCUUGUACAUUAAUGAGUUUGCUGACAUAAAAUGACUGUAUAUGAUUGUGUUUAAUAAAGAGUAUUUGUAUAGCAUUUUUUAAUGUUUUGCAAAUAUUAUUUCGGAAAAUAGGACAGGAACUCCGAAUCUGAGAUGAACUUUUCUGAACUUAGGUAGGGUAAGAUAAACUGUGUGCUGUAGUGGAAAGAGCACUUACUUGGGGUAAGAGAAUCUGCUUUUGAAUCUCAGCUCUGCUCCUUAGUACCUGUGUGAGCAAGUACCUUUACCUCUAGGGGCCUCUGUUUGCUCAUCUGCCAACAGAAGGGGUGACAAUGAUGUCUAUGGCCCUUUUCUAUUUUUAUUUUUAUUUUUUUUUAAUUUUUAUAUUUUUAGGCAAUUGGGGUUAAGUGACUUGCCCAGGG
Messenger RNA from Phascolarctos cinereus (koala), 1771 nucleotides. RefSeq names its product Bardet-Biedl syndrome 5 (gene BBS5). Gene Ontology annotation, biological process: intracellular transport; cilium assembly. NCBI's taxonomy places the organism in Eukaryota, Metazoa, Chordata, Mammalia, Diprotodontia, Phascolarctidae. Gene Ontology annotation, cellular component: BBSome; ciliary basal body. The record is from RefSeq and is a predicted model, not a curated record. Gene Ontology annotation, molecular function: phosphatidylinositol-3-phosphate binding.